AGAAAAUAAAUAUUAAACAACGUUGCGCAAUUCACUUCAAAGGCCAUCGGAAACGCUUGAGAUAAUUCUGGUUAUAAAUAUACAUCAACAACCGAUUUCAAUUCAGUGGUUUAGGGAUCUGUGGUGGAGUAAUGCGAAGAGUAAUAAAUAACCAGCUACGUUUGGUCGUCAACAAGCUUCAUAUUAUCAAAAGGAACAAGAGCAGCAACAUGUCGAUAGACCUGUACUAUGAUGACGGGUCGCCGCCGUGCCACACGGUCGAGCUGGUGGCUGCAGCUUUGGAUAUAAAGUUCAACAUGAAACGAGUGGACAUCAUCGGCGGGGACCACUUGAAGCCGGAAUUUGUAACGAUAAAUCCUCAGCAUACUGUGCCAACUAUAGUGGACGGUGACUUCGUUCUGUGGGAAUCCCGCGCUAUCAGCCGGUACCUGGUGAACCAGUACGGCAAGGACAGCUCGUUAUACCCGGACGAACCGCGAGCCCGGGCGGUUGUCGACCAGCUCCUGGACUUCGAUGUUGGGGUGUUAUACUCUAGAUUUAGUGAUUAUUUUUACCCUCCAGUCUUCAACGGGGUCGAAGUAGAUGACGCUCUUUUCACCAGGCUAGAAGGGGCGCUGCAACAUCUGAACACGUUCCUAGGGGGCAGCACCUACGCUGCCGGCCCAGGGUUGACCUUAGCAGACCUGGGCUUAGUCUCUACCAUAGCCGCCAUCGAAGCAGCUGAUAUAGACUUGACGCCAUACCCUAACAUUUUACAGUGGUACGCUCUGGUAAAGUCGACAGCCAAGAAUUACAAUGAAGUAAUGCCCGCAGGCAUUCAGCUGUUCAAAGAUAUCAUAGAGAAUGCACGUGCAAGGCAAGUGAUUUCUAAAGCAAUAUCAGACAACAUGUCCCUGGAUUUAUAUUACACGGCGGGAUCGGCACCGUGCCGACUGGUGCUGCUGGUGGCCGCCGCACUGGACAUCCACCUCAACCUGAAACCCCUGGAUCUCAGGGCAGGUGACCAAUUCAAACCGGAUUUCUUGAAGCUGAACCCCCAACAUACAGUCCCCACCUUAGUGGACGGAGACUUCUCUCUCUGGGAGUCACGAGCGAUCAGCAGGUACUUGGUGAACCAAUACGGGAAGGGAAGCACUCUGUACCCUGAGGAGCCCAAGGCCAGGGCGUUGGUGGACCAACGACUGGACUUCGACCUCGGGGUUUUGUACCCUAGGUUCGCCAACUAUUUUUACCCCCAAGUAUUCGGCGGGGCGAAGGCCGACGAAGCGCAACUCAAGAAACUAGAGGAAGCCCUAGUGUUCCUGAACACUUUCCUAGCAGGUCGCGGUUACUCCGCGGCUCCCGAGUUGACGAUAGCUGACCUCAGUCUGAUCGCCACUGUGUCCACAAUCGAUGCAGCAGGAAUAGAUUUGAAGCCUUAUCCUAAUGUUUUGAAAUGGUACGAGCUAGUGAAGUCGACAGCUAAGAACUAUGACGAGGCUAACGGCAAAGGUAUCAAGUUGUUUAAGGACAUGAUCGCACAACUUCAAGCAAAGACUGAACUCUAGUAUAUUAACUAAGAAAUGAUAUACUUAAGUAUAGUAACGCUUUUUACAAAAAAUGUGAUUGUUAUUAUAAAUAAUAUAUAAACCUAAUUAAAAUAGUAAUAAUCAAAUA
Plodia interpunctella (Indianmeal moth) is the source of this 1656-nucleotide messenger RNA. RefSeq lists its product as uncharacterized. The transcript has 9 exons. Gene Ontology annotation, biological process: glutathione metabolic process. Gene Ontology annotation, molecular function: glutathione transferase activity. Bases 132 to 1547 code for a protein of 471 amino acids. NCBI's taxonomy places the organism in Eukaryota, Metazoa, Arthropoda, Insecta, Lepidoptera, Pyralidae. The record is from RefSeq and is a predicted model, not a curated record.